Messenger RNA from Spinacia oleracea (spinach), 1057 nucleotides. RefSeq names its product DNA-directed RNA polymerase II subunit RPB7. Gene Ontology annotation, molecular function: translation initiation factor binding; single-stranded RNA binding; single-stranded DNA binding. The transcript is spliced from 5 exons. Gene Ontology annotation, cellular component: RNA polymerase II, core complex; P-body. Bases 199 to 765 code for a protein of 188 amino acids. NCBI's taxonomy places the organism in Eukaryota, Viridiplantae, Streptophyta, Magnoliopsida, Caryophyllales, Amaranthaceae. The record is from RefSeq and is a predicted model, not a curated record. Gene Ontology annotation, biological process: transcription initiation at RNA polymerase II promoter; positive regulation of translational initiation; DNA-templated transcription.
UAGGUUUAGGGAUUAUUUGUACCAUAAAUUAAAUACUCUUGCAUUGGUGAGACUUAGAAAUGUUCAACGGGCCGGGUUAGGGCCGGGCCGGGCUGAAAUUAAGGGUUGGGCCGGGCUGGGCCUAGUCUAACUUUAUUCUGGACCGGGCUUAACGGGCCCGGGCCAGACUGUAUUUUAUUCGGUCUAAAUUUUCUUCAAAUGGUAGUACUACUGAGACACUACUCGAUCGAUAUUCGACAAUCAUCAAUCAUGUAUUUCCAUAUAGCUCUAGAAAAAACUGUAGAGAUAGAGUCUCGUCACUUUGGUCAUCGUCUUCGAGACAACAUCAUCUCCAAACUCAUUAAAGACGUGGAGGGUACUUGCAGCGAACGUCAUGGAUUUGUGGUGGCAGUUACAGGAAUCGAGGAUAUUGGCAAAGGUUUAAUUAGGGAUAAUGGAACUGCCUUUGUCAUUUUCCCUGUCAAGUUUAAAUGUCUCGUCUUUCGUCCUUUUAAGGGUGAGACCGUUCAAGCUGUUGUUACUAUGGUUAACAAGAUGGGAUUCUUUGCCGAGGUUGGUCCUGUUCAAAUUUUCGUGUCUAAUCAUUUAAUACCCGAUGAUAUGGAAUUCCAAUCUGCAGACACACCCACUUAUUCUACUUCAGAUGGUUUGGUUAAGAUUAAGAAGGAUACUGAAGUUCGACUCAAAAUUAUUGGUACUCGGGUUGACACCAAAGAAAUCUUUUGCAUAGGCGCAAUGAAAGAAGAUUACAUGGGUGUGAUAUAGUAACCCUCACAUGACGCAAUGCAUGGAGCUCUUAAUUCAUGGAUGUACGGGUUGUUAGAUGUUUUAUACUAAACAGUAGUACUAAAUAGUGGAAGUGGAGCUAAACUCUUGACUUGGAAGGUAUAGUUCCUUUGGGAAUCAUAAAAAGUUCUCUUUUGAGAGACACCUCCAAGGACGAGUAAGACUUUUUCCCUUCAAGAGAGGGUUUAUGCCUGUUAUAAGCUUCCGUUUAUGUUUUUACGCUUUACAAGCUUACCUUUUAUCCUAAAAGAAAUAAAAAAUAUUAGAUUUA